AGAAUAUUUAAGACAUGAAUUAAUUAUUUGUAUUGUGUUUUGUUAUAAUUAAAUGAUUACUAAAACAAAAUAUUAAUUUUAUAUAAUAAGUGAUAUAUUAACUGAUGUUUCUAUAAGAAUGUCUUCAAAAGAAUGGAAUAGACCUCUGGUCGACGAACAUCUGGUGCGACGAAAUGCAUUUGGAUAUACAUUGGAUCACAUCCUCGUCUCUGAUACCAAACGCUCAUUAAUUGGAGAACUCACUCAUGAAAUUGAAGUGAAGACACAGAUUAUAAAAGAUAAAUAUCGUUACAAACAAAACAAUUACAAGAAAUAUAGAUAUCAUGACUCGGAUUCAGAUGAUUCAUGUGAUGAUUCGUCCUCUAAGUCCAGAGUAACGGAAGUUGUGAUUGAAGACAAACAAAUGACAGAUAAUCGACAAUUAAUUGUUUACAAUGAUCUCAAUCUUUUUGAAUAAUACAUUGGAUAUUAUAGACAUAAUUUAUAUUUAGAGACAUACUGUAUAAUACAUGAUAAUACAAAUUUAAAGACAUAUUAUUUUGUAUAUGCAUUUUAACAAUAUUUGACUACUAUUUUGACACUUUUUUUAAUUAUGGAAUAAUUUUA
This is a messenger RNA of Oppia nitens, 606 nucleotides long. RefSeq lists its product as uncharacterized. The coding region runs from base 119 to 457 and encodes 112 amino acids. The record is from RefSeq and is a predicted model, not a curated record. The transcript is spliced from 3 exons. Lineage: Eukaryota; Metazoa; Arthropoda; Arachnida; Sarcoptiformes; Oppiidae.